AUGUCCAGUCUUGCAAUCAUGGAGCUACAGAAGCCGACAAACAGUCCGGAUAUCCUGACACCCCCAAGGAACGUACUUGCACUCCCGGAAGAGAUUCUUUCAAUGAUCUUGUCGAGAUUGUCGAAGAAAAGCCUCUACACAUGUGUUCAAGUGUGCCGUGACUUCCACCGUCUGGCCGUCCGACUAGGCCUGGAAACAAUGGGCAUCUACGUCCCGGAACAGCACUGCAAUAUUAAACUACCCGACGAGUUUUAUGUACAUCGCAGGCCCGACACCCUCGACUUCCUCCUCGCCUUGACACCCCCCAUCAAGGUGUUUAAAUGUAUCGAAGUCGACCUGUGUAUAGGGACAACACAUUCAGGUCUCGCGACACAACUAUACAGGAUCAGAAGGCUUCUGGAAAAAGCCACGACCGUCAAAAGUGCGAUAUUGGCCUUUGCGUUCCCCUAUCUCGUCGGCGAGGAUGACGACGCAGAUCCUGGUGCACUGGAGGGCGCACUCGAGGCGCUCUUCAACCUCCUUGUUUCUAAAGGCUGUACAGACUUCCGGAUCGACGACUGGUCCGACAAGAUUGUCGCGGGAUACCAGGACCCCGCUAUAGAGGGCAAGGCGUUUUCAUCUGGCUGGAUUCUGCAGGACGAGCGCCAAUACAUUCGAAGCAUACGCCUUCCUAAAUACUGUUGGCGAUCUCUGAAGUACAACCCCUCCGCCCCGCCCAAGAUCACCCACUUCCAAGUCAGCAUGGAACUUCUCCGGCCCCCUUUCUCGGAGUGGUCCUUCUCCCUCCUGGCCAACUCUCCAGUGACGAGUCUGGUCAUGCCAAUUCGAAGCUAUCCGUGGGACACCGAUGAAGUGCAGUUUAUCAUGCACCGGUGUGCGACGAUGGGCCCUCUGAUAGAUUCGAUGUUCGUCGGAUUCGAGCGCUGCCAGUUUUAUCAAGUACUUCCUGGCCUUAACUUCUUCUCCAAGACCUUGACCAAACUCAGGCUCCACGGGGUUCCGCCUCGACACUCGCAGUGGCCCGAUUCCCUCACCCUCCACCUCCCCAACUUGGAGUCCAUCGAACUCCAGCCUCUCGGACUACGCGGUCUUCUUUCUGGACCAGUCGACAAGGUCCGUUUACCGCGACUCAAGCAGAUUACUUUGGUGCACAACGACAACGAGAACGACGGGGCCAUCCCGCCUUUCGACAUCGAGACUGUUGCACAAAGUGUCUUGGACGUUCAGCGUUUGGACAAAUUUCAACGUCCAAAACAAGGUUGUGGAGAGAACAAGGACGGAGAGGACCAUGAUGACCACUCCUCGAUUUCACUCGGGGCCCGCCUUGUUUUUUGCAUAGCGAAUGCCGAUUUCCGCGCCCUCACUGCGUCCUUAAUGAAGGGCAUUCCUCCGACCUUGGCUUCCAAGGAACGCUCCGACGCUCUGAAAAGAGUCACGACACUCACCAUUGAGAUACGCCGCACGAAACACCUGAUUCAAAGCGGAGCGUUUAAGCACCAGCUCAUCGGAAGUCUCGCUCUGUUUCCUGGCACAGAGACCCUUAACGUCGUAUCUCUCCAUGGUUCACUAGCGGUGAAGGAGGACCUCGACGAAUACCAAUUCAACACAUUGAAGCAUCAUUGCUCUUCACUCAGAGAAGCUUUUGUAUACUGA
Molecule: messenger RNA, 1653 nt
Organism: Coprinopsis cinerea okayama7#130
Lineage: Eukaryota; Fungi; Basidiomycota; Agaricomycetes; Agaricales; Psathyrellaceae
Exons: 1
Coding region: 1-1653 (550 amino acids)
Molecular function (GO): protein binding
Source: RefSeq, a predicted model, not a curated record